Molecule: messenger RNA, 1953 nt
Organism: Saxophila tyrrhenica
Lineage: Eukaryota; Fungi; Ascomycota; Dothideomycetes; Mycosphaerellales; Extremaceae
Exons: 2
Coding region: 1-1953 (650 amino acids)
Source: RefSeq, a predicted model, not a curated record
AUGUCCAAGGAAGCCACUACUGCUCAACCUUCAGGGAUGGCCUCCGGCAAACAGCCAGGUGCCGUAAAGCCUAUACUAUCACAGAGGAACAACUCCAUUGUCGACAAUGACCUCGAUGUACCGGAUCUCAGCUUCGGUGUGGAGCUAGAAUAUAUGUUCGCUUCAUUGACCGACCGCAGUGAUGGCAAAGACUGGCCUAAUAUGAGCGCUGAUGGUCGAGGUCAGGAAGUCGUGCGAGAGGCUCUUUCCGGUACUAUGAUGGCGGAGUGCAGAGUGUGUAAGCAAUCAUUUCGCUUCAAAUUGCCGCUCAACACCAAGGCUGGGUGGCCCUACGACGGGGUGAAGCAGCUGGACCCAAACCCGGAUCUUCUCGAUGACUACGAUAACGACUACAUGCUUUGGGACGUCGUGGAGGAAAACCUCUAUGCGCUGGAGCCAGAGCUUCAGAUUCUUGGCGAAAUUGGUGACAAGUACACCUGCACUGGCCUGGAAGUGCGAUCUCGAAUACUGAGCCCACGGAGAGAUCUUGGGGUCCGCGACCCCAGCUCCGCAACUUGCAAGAUUCACAAAAUUUCUUGUCAACAGGAGAUCUCAGCUGUCAUGCACACGUUACGGCGACGCUUCUGCGAUUUCUCGAAUGGUCGCCGGAAUGACUACUUGUUUGCUAACAAACGGUGUGGUCUUCAUGUCCAUGUAGGAACCUACGGAACGCAGUACGAGCUCAAAGAUGUCAAGAACGUCAUGAGCAUGUACGCAGGGUGCGAGAGACUCAUCGACAGCAUUCAUGCUCCGCACAGGAUCUCAUGGACAGACCUCGGGGUUCGUCCUUAUGGUAGCGUCACAGCCGAUGAUCUUGAGCAGAGCAGCGAUUACGAUCGGGACCCGAGUGUGUACAACAUCCCUCUCUCGGCGCCCUUCCUCCUGAAUGUUCACCGUAGACGAUACCCUAAUACGGGGGCAGUCGCCUCUGCCAGUGGAUCGUCCAAGCCGCUAUAUCCGGACACACACAUUUCAGAUGCUGCAAUGAGGCUCGCGUGCUCUUCCCGCCACGUCGGCGCCUGGAUCCAUUUAAUUCAAAUGGCACCUGACAUAGCCGACCUUCAGGCUCUCUACGGUACACGCUCGAAGAAGACAGUGCUUAAUAUCAGGAACUUGCAGGCGAACAACCCUGAGCCUCUCAAGACGACGAUUGAGUUUCGACAGUACGCUUCUACCAUGUUGACUGAGCCGAUUCUGAGCUGGGUGGACUUUGUGGUGAAACUUGUUUACUUCAAUCAGCAAAACUCCUGGGCUACAGUCUACGAAAAGCUUCACAUGGAAGCGGUUGGUGAGGACACGUUCGCACAAUUUGUACUCAUCUGUUCUGAUAUCGACUGUGAUGAGGAGACGAAGAACCAUUACCCGGAGCGACUGCGCCCUAACGUUGGGACCUGGGUACGCAAUCUUCGCGCAGGAGAAAAAGCUCAAGCCCUGGCUGCGAAGCCGGACAGUGACUCUCUCGCCGCUCUUGCCCUUCACAGCAUCGAGGAGGAGCGGAAAGACAUGGAUGAGCGUAGUGCGAGGCGAAAAAUGUGUUCCAAGCUUAGGGAAGGUGGGUACGGCCAAUUUGAUGCCGGUGUUGCUGACAAGAUUGCGUUAGAACUGGGCUUCUGGCUCAUUGACGAAGAAGCGCAGCAACUUACAAUCGGAUUUGAGCCCCAGCAUUUCAGCCACUACUUCCGACACCCUCUGCCACAGACAGUCCACCGACCGCCUCCUUCUGAAGGCGGCUUCGAAGAAGACUUUGGUUCUCCGACGCCUUCCACAGCGAGCAUGCGAGUACGGGGUACCACUCCGUCCUCGCUCGGCUCACCAUAUGGGUACAGUCCAUCUCCGCCACCGCCGCUGCUGGCUGGCAAAGUGCGCUCCACCACUCCAGACCCUCGCAGCGCUCAGGGCCGGGACGAGUCGUAG